Phytophthora infestans T30-4 is the source of this 204-nucleotide messenger RNA. RefSeq lists its product as uncharacterized. Lineage: Eukaryota; Oomycota; Peronosporomycetes; Peronosporales; Peronosporaceae. The transcript is spliced from 3 exons. The record is from RefSeq and is a predicted model, not a curated record. The coding region runs from base 1 to 204 and encodes 67 amino acids.
AUGGAGACCCCAGCUGCGCAUGAGCACCACCUGAAAGAACACGCUGUCACGGUUGAUAAGGGUGUGGAAGCAGUCAAAGCUGAGGAGGAAGUCAAGAUGAUACAGAACUCUGUCAAGGAAGAGACGGAAGCGAUCAGCACGACGUCCGAGCACAAGAAAGACGUUUUAUCUAUCAGAAAGAAGCGGAAUGUUGAGGAAAUCUAG